GAGUUCGUUUCCCUCCUUUUAAUCCGCCAUCUUUAAAUUCUUGUUCAGUGUCGAUGGUUUGUUUUGGUAACGUUCGUGUCCGGUUUUCGGUAGUUUAGCGACAUGUCUCGCACCCCAAAACGUUCGAAACCGUCUGGGACGGAUACCGAAAUUAGCCCUGUGACGCCGACAAAUCGAAUUUUUAAGACACGAUCGCCGGAUUUCGAUAAAUCGCCGGCGAACGUUUCUUGUACCCUAUCCCCGGGGGAGAUUCGCCGUGGUCGACCCCGAGCGGAAGUUUUGAACACGUUGAUUUUACAAGGAUCUACUUCACCAAGUUCCAUCAGAUGCACUUUCUGUAAUCGCGUUUUCCCAAGGGAAAAAUCUCUUCAAGCUCAUCUCAGAACUCACACUGGUGAAAAACCAUACGCAUGUGAUUUUCCACGAUGUGCUAAACGUUUCGCGCAAUCCGGACAAUUGAAAACCCAUAAAAGACUUCAUACUGGUGAAAAGCCCUUUGUGUGUUCCGCCCCAAACUGCGAUAAACGUUACACGCAUGCGAAUCGACAUUGUCCGGAACAUCCCAAUUUCCAAUUGAAGCGAUAUACAUCGCCGGCAGCUAUGAAUAUGGAAAAAUUGACUGAUGAGGAACACUCAAUUGCCGUCCAAGAAUGGUUUGAAAGCGUUAAGCGGAAAGAGAAAAGAAAUUCGAUACAAACGACACCGAAAAAAGCAUCGCGAAGUUUAAAUAAUGGUUGGCGUAACGAAAACGUGAAUUAUUUACAAAAUCGUAAUUCCGAAAAUGCUAAUAUGGCUGCUCAAGCUUUAAUUGAACUUAGGAAAAGUCAUGUUGCUAUUGAACCUAGUUUUCCUGAUUUAAAAAUCAAACAAGUUUUUCUUCCACACGAUGAUUUUUUAUUGGAUAACGACCAAUAUAAUUGUCAAGAUUUAGCUUCAACAUCCUCCGGUUAUUCUGAUACUUCAUCUAAAGAUACGGGAGACUCAACAUCACCGCGUAGUGCGGAAGUUAGUGAGAUUCCUAAAAAACGAUGGAGACAACAGUGGGAUUUAACGCAAGAGGAUUUAGCGCAACCUUUGAAUUGGUCAGAAGAGGGUACCACGAGUGUUGUGGAAGUCGAAAAUCAAAAACGUCCAACAGUUUUGGUUCGAAAUGACAAAUUUGAAACGAACGGUGGUGGUAAAAAGCAGGUUUCUAGGUGUGAUAUGCAAGUCGCUAUGGCUUUGGUCGAAUUAAGUAACGUCGAAACGAAUAAUUAUAAUUAUUAAAAAAUAAUAAAUUUUUUUUUGAUUUUAAAAACCAGAAAAAAAUUUAUUGUUACUUUGCAGAGUUAAUAAGAUGUAGUGAAAUGAAGACUCUGUUAUAAUAAUAUAAUUAUUCUUAUUUUAAUUUAUUUCUUUUUUCUAAUAAUUUUUUUUUGUGAUAACUAUUAUUAUGACCAAACUUUUAUAACUUUUGAGUUUGUUAGUAUUGUUUAUGGUAGUUAUUAACUGAUUUGAAAAUUUUAAUGGUGUUUUUAUUUUUUACGUGCGUUUUUUUUGUAAUAAUAAUAUAAAAGAACUAAUAACCACCUUUUACGCUUCAACUUAAAUGUGAUUUAAUAUUUUUCGUUUUCCUUGCCUUGGUUAUUGGUUCAAGUAAAAAUUUCGUUUUUAUAGAAAAGAAUAAAAUGAACCUGAGUGAUAUUCAAACUGUACCAAUAAUUUAUUCCUAUAGACGCUCUGAUUUUCGACUGCUAAAAAGAUAAGAUCAGAUCAACGAAAUGAUUUUUUUUGUAACAGAUUUUGAUCAUCCUCACUUAUAAAAUUAAAUUUUAAGCAAUAUUAGAUUUUAGAACCAUCUUUUGUACAUAGAAAAACUUAAAAACUACUUGUUUACUGUGUAAACAAAUUAUUAAAUUAAUAUUAAGGAAACUUUCCCUCCCUCACCCGAAUAUUGUAGUAUAUUUAUAUAAUUAUUUAUAAAACAAUACAUCUACCCAAACAUUCCUUAAGCUAAACCGUUUCUUUUUGUUUCAUUUACUGCCGAUUUUGUUCUAGUUUGCACUGCCUCUUUGUAACAAUGUAUUGUUUUCUUUUUCCUUGCUGGUGUUUUGUGUCAGUUUUUUUUAACGGUUGAUACCAAUUAUGAAAUAUGAUUUCAUAAGUUUUUUUUUGGUACAAUCACGUUUUUGUCAAAAAAUAAAAUUUUAAAAUAUA
Onthophagus taurus is the source of this 2196-nucleotide messenger RNA. RefSeq names its product zinc finger protein 367. Gene Ontology annotation, molecular function: DNA-binding transcription factor activity, RNA polymerase II-specific; RNA polymerase II cis-regulatory region sequence-specific DNA binding. Gene Ontology annotation, cellular component: nucleus. NCBI's taxonomy places the organism in Eukaryota, Metazoa, Arthropoda, Insecta, Coleoptera, Scarabaeidae. The record is from RefSeq and is a predicted model, not a curated record. Gene Ontology annotation, biological process: regulation of transcription by RNA polymerase II.